UCAGAUGUUCUCAGCAUGGAGAGAAAGUCCAGUUCUUCUGUAAAACCGAUAAUGAGGUCAUUUGUUCAAAGUGCAGGAAAGAAAGACACACAUCACACAGAGUUCAGCUGCUCACAAAUGCUGUACGACAACACAAGGUGAGACAGACAGACAGACAGACAGACAUGAAGAGAGACAGACUUCCUUCUCUAUCUCAGUAUUUACACAACCACAGCCACAGUAUUUCAUUUUUCUGGGAUAUGAUCUUACCUUUUCCAGCCUUUCAGCUUUUUUAAAAGUAAAAUGUUAGCUUUCUUUACUGAUCCUUGCCUGCUCCACCGAUUUAUCACAUAUUUUCUGAAAUGUCUGUAAUGUCUCUAAUUAACUUGUUCUGAGAAAGGAAAACUCCACCCUGAUGCACAUCACAUCUGUUUAUACUGAAGUAUUUAUAGUGUGAUCAGUGAUUCUGCUGCUAUUGUGUAGUUUGUAUUGUUGUAUUAUUGUUUUUUCAGUUCAGUUUGUUUGCAGCUCUUAUGGUUAUUGGUGGCGUUACUGGUUUCACUGGUGUUCAAUGUCCUGAUAAUGAGCAAUCCAGAGUAAUACUAGUGGAGACUUUGAAACAAAUGCUGGACUCAAUGUCCCUGAGUACAAUGCAGCUACAACCAGGUCCAUAAGUAGUGGCACAGUUUUGUUAAUUUUUCCUAUAAAAUGAAGCAAUCAAGAAGUGACUGAAGUGUUGACUUUCUGCUUUAAUUUAAAAGCUUUAACAGAACAUUAACACGGUUCUAUUUUCACUGGUAACAACGCCAUUGGAAAUCAUUUGGAUUAUUACAAUGGUUUGUAUGCAAAUCCUUUAGUCAACAAAACCUGUGGACAUAACCGCAUGCUGAGUUUCUGCUCCUGAGAUACUUUGCCAUGAUGAUAAAUUCUGCAGUCUUUGCUUGUUUGUGUGUCUUUCAGUCUUCAGUUUUGUCUUCAGUAAGUGAAAAGCGAGCUCAGGUUGACAUCAUGGUCAUUUAUGGCCAUUCUAUUUCUCUGCUUUGAGAAGCACCUGGGUCGCUGUUAUGGUAGGUUUUGGGUCUCGGUUUGCAGCAUUUGAGUGAAUCUGAGUAGAAAGUCCAGGUUUUACUCAUCAGACAUAAUCCUGCUGCUUCUUUCAGUAGUCACUUCAGCAAUACACACCAGUGACCAAGUUCCACUGGAUGCUGCACAUGUCCAUGCUGUAGCACUGCCUCCACUACGGAGAUGUACAGAACGCUUUGAUCAUAAACCCUUCUUCUUGCUCCAUACUCCAUCAUUCUGCUACAAGUAAUUCUUAGUUUUAUUUGUCUAAAGAAUCCAGAACUGUGGCUUGUUUUAGAAGGGCAUUCACUAAAUUCCAUUAGUUUCGUUACCACGACGUAAAGUGGGCGUGGUUUCUGGAGGUCUCGGAAAAACGCCCUCUUUCAAAAAAAAGAGCAAACCUACGAUGGAUAAUGAAGGACAAAUCAGUCAUACAGAUCAAGAUUUAAAGCAACAGAAAAGUGACGUGACAUACAGCUAAGUACGGUGACCCAUACUCAGAAUUUGUUUUCUGCAUUUAACCCAUUCAAAGUGCACACACACAGCAGUGAACACACACACAGUGAACACACACCCGGAGCAGUGGGCAGCCAUUUAUGCUGCGGUGCCCGUGGAGCAGUUGGGGGGUUUUCGGUGACUUGCUCAAGGGCACCUCAGUCGUGGUAUUGCUGGCCCGAGACUCGAACCCACAACCUUAGGGUUAGGACCAGGGUUAGGCUGCUGGACCAGACAACAUUCCGGGCAGGGUGCUCAGAGAAUGUGCAGAACAGCUAGCGGAUGUCUUUACGGACAUCUUCAACAUUUCCCUGAGCAGCGCCAUUGUUCCUACGUGCCUCAAAUCUACCACCAUCGUUCCUGUCCCAAAGAAGUCUACAGUGUCCUGCCUCAAUGACUAUCAUCCCAUUGCACUCACACCCAUAGUUAUGAAGUGCUUCGAGAAGCUCGUCAUGAGGCACAUCAAGACCCAGCUACCACCCUCAUUGGACCCCCUACAGUUUGCGUAUCAUCCAAACCGCUCCACAGACGAUGCCAUUGCCACAGCCCUCCACUUAGCCCUCACCCACCUGGACAAUAAAGACACUUAUGUACGAAUGCUGUUCAUAGACUUUAAUUCAGCAUUCAAUACAAUCAUCCCUCAGCACCUGACUGAGAAGCUGAGCCUGCUGGGACUAAACACUUCCCUCUGCAACUGGAUCCUGGACUUCCUGACUGGGAGACCUCAGUCAGUCCGGAUCGGGAACAGUAUCUCCAGCACCACCACACUGAACACUGGAGCCCCUCACUGCUGCAUUCUCAGCCCACUGCUGUUCACCUUGCUGACUCACGACUGUGCAGCAAUGCACAGAUCGAAUCAUAUUAUCAAGUUCGCCGAUGACACGACUGUGGUGGGUCUCAUCAGCAAGAACAACGAGACAGCAUACAGGGAGGAGGUGCAACAACUAACUGCCUGGUGUAGAACCAACAACCUGUCUCUGAAUGUGGAUAAAACUAAAGAGAUGGUUGUUGACUUCAGGAGAGCACAGAGUGACGACUCUCCGCUGAACAUCGACGGAUCAUCUGUAGAGAUCGUAAAGAGCACCAAAUUUCUUGGUGUUCAUCUAGCGGAGAACCUCACCUGGUCACUCAACACCAGCGCCAUCACCAAGAAAGCCCAGCAGCGUCUCUACUUCCUACGAAGGCUGAGAAAGGCACAUUUCCCUCCCCCCAUCCUGACCAUGUUCUACAGAGGGACCAUUGAGAUCAUCCUGAGCAGCUGCAUCACUGUCUGGUUCGGGAACUGUAUGAUCUCGGAUCGCAAAUCCCUGCAGCGGAUAGUGAGGACAGCUGAGAAGAUCAUUGGGGUCUCUCUUCCCUCUAUCACAGACACUUACACCACACGUUGCAUCCGCAAAGCCAACAGCAUUGUGGACCUCACACACACCCCUUACACACACUCUUCACCCUCCUGCCAUCUGGAAAGAGGUACCGAAGCAUUCGGGCCCUCACGACCAGACUGUGUAACAGUUUCUUCCCACAAGCCAUCAGACUUCUCAAUAACUGAACUGUACUGUACUGAGCACAACAUACACACACAUCAUCUGUAUGGACUGCACAGACCCUCACAAACACACACACUGACACAUCAAACUGUUUACAUGCUGUUUUGCACACUUUUUUCUGCUGUUUUUGCACAAACUGUCCCAACAUUUCAGCUGUUUUUGUAUAAUAUAUUAUAACAUAUUGUACAAUAUCGCUGCCAUUUCACACAUACUAUACAAUAUUUCAGAUAUUUGCUGUUUUUUGCACAAUAUAUAUUGUUCCAAGGACCUGCUGCUAAGAAACUGUGUUCAUUCUAAUGUUACUGCACGAAAUAUUGUUUGAACAUUCAGUAUUCACAUACAGUAUAUACACUGGUCGGUCGGCGCUGUUUCUGUUACUGUUUACUGUUUAUUGUCUUUUGUGUAUUGCAUUUUUUGUACUUUUUGUAUUGUCUUGUAACUUUGUGUCUGCACUGUCUUUUGUCCUGCACUGUCUUUUGUCCUGCACUGUCUUGUCCUGCACUGUUUGCACCAGGUAGCACAGUUGCACUUUAUGUGGCUAAGACUACUUACUGUACAAGUCUUUAGCCCUGUCUUUGUUUUAUGUAGCACCCUGAUCCUGGAGAAAUGUUGUCUCAUGUCACUGUGUACUGCAACAGCUAUAUAUGGUUGAAAUGACAAUAAAAGCUUCUUGACUUGACUUGAGGAGUCAAACUCUCCAACCAUUAGGCCACGACUUCCCCAAAUGAUGAAAAUGAUGUAAUGUUUCAUCGUUUUACCUGCUGGUGUUUUCAUGUCCCUGAUUUCA
This is a messenger RNA of Tachysurus vachellii, 3867 nucleotides long. RefSeq names its product nuclear factor 7, brain-like. Gene Ontology annotation, molecular function: zinc ion binding; 2-oxoglutarate-dependent dioxygenase activity; methyltransferase activity. NCBI's taxonomy places the organism in Eukaryota, Metazoa, Chordata, Actinopteri, Siluriformes, Bagridae. The record is from RefSeq and is a predicted model, not a curated record. The transcript has 2 exons. Bases 1965 to 3257 code for a protein of 430 amino acids.